GGUUUGGGGUUUGGGCGGGUGGUUGGGGGGUGCGGAGCAGCAGAGCCGCAGGGCAUUCCUGAGGAGCGGGACUUGGAGAAGAUUCGCAAACUUGCUGCUGAAGUUCCUUUGCCGGAAUUCAAAGAAAAGAAAAUCCAAAUUGUGGAAGACGACGACGAGGAGCAAAGCAGCAGCAGCAGCAGCAGCAGCAGCAGCAGCAGCAGCAGCAGCAGCAGCAGCAGCAGCAGCAGCAGCAGCAGCCGCAGCUCCUCGCUGAAGCCAGCAGUAGACAGUGCUGAAGAUGACGAAGCCGAAAAGAUCCAAGAGCUCAAAAAGAAACUUCUCGACUUAGCUGCGCUGCCGGGUGCGCCGCUGCAGUUCGUGGCGGAGGCCUUCGAGAAGGACAAGCCGGGGAAUCUGCACGUGGAGUUCGUGCAUGCUGCUGCUGUGCUGCGGGGCAGCAACUACAGCAUCAGCAGCUGCAGCAGCUGCAGCAGAGAGAAGGCGCAGCAAAUAGCUGGGAGAAUAGUCCCAGCUUUAGCCACAACAACAGCAGCAGUUACUGGACUUGCUGCUCUCGAGCUGCUGAAGCUUGCUGCUGCUGCAGCGCGCUGCUGCAGCAGCUACAAGAACGCCUUCCUCAACCUCGCGCUGCCCCUGCUGCUCUUCUCAGAGCCCAUGCCCCCCAUUCGCCACGUCGACAAAGUCGGGUUUAGGGUUUAG
Molecule: messenger RNA, 702 nt
Organism: Eimeria necatrix
Lineage: Eukaryota; Apicomplexa; Conoidasida; Eucoccidiorida; Eimeriidae
Product: ubiquitin-activating enzyme e1, putative
Exons: 3
Molecular function (GO): ubiquitin-like modifier activating enzyme activity
Source: RefSeq, a predicted model, not a curated record